AUGGGCCAGGGGGACGAGAGCGAGCGCAUCGUGAUCAACGUGGGCGGCACGCGCCACCAGACGUACCGCUCGACGCUGCGCACGCUGCCCGGCACGCGGCUGGCCUGGCUGGCCGAGCCCGACGCCCACAGCCACUUCGACUAUGACCCGCGCUCGGACGAGUUCUUCUUCGACCGCCACCCGGGCGUCUUCGCGCACAUCCUGAACUAUUACCGCACGGGCAAGCUGCACUGCCCGGCCGACGUGUGCGGGCCGCUCUACGAGGAGGAGCUGGCCUUCUGGGGCAUCGACGAGACCGACGUGGAGCCCUGCUGCUGGAUGACCUACCGGCAGCACCGCGACGCCGAGGAGGCGCUGGACAGCUUCGGUGGCGCGCCCCUGGACAACAGCGCCGACGACGCGGACGCCGACGGCCCCGGGGACUCGGGCGACGGCGAGGACGAGCUGGAGAUGACCAAGCGGCUGGCUCUCAGUGACUCUCCCGACGGCCGGCCCGGCGGCUUCUGGCGCCGCUGGCAGCCGCGCAUCUGGGCGCUCUUCGAGGACCCUUACUCAUCCCGCUACGCGCGGUAUGUGGCCUUCGCCUCUCUCUUCUUCAUCCUGGUCUCCAUCACGACCUUCUGCCUGGAGACCCAUGAGCGCUUCAACCCCAUCGUGAACAAGACGGAGAUUGAGAAUGUUCGGAAUGGCACGCAGGUGCGCUACUACCGGGAAGCCGAGACGGAGGCCUUUCUUACCUACAUUGAAGGUGUCUGCGUGGUCUGGUUCACCUUUGAGUUCCUCAUGCGUGUGGUCUUCUGCCCCAACAAGGUGGAGUUCAUCAAGAACUCACUCAACAUCAUUGACUUUGUGGCCAUCCUCCCCUUCUAUCUGGAGGUGGGCCUCAGUGGCCUGUCUUCCAAGGCUGCCAAGGACGUCCUAGGCUUCCUGCGUGUCGUUCGAUUUGUUCGCAUCCUGCGAAUCUUCAAGCUGACCCGCCACUUUGUGGGCCUGAGGGUCCUGGGCCACACCCUCCGCGCCAGCACCAAUGAGUUCUUGCUGCUCAUCAUCUUCCUGGCCCUGGGCGUGCUCAUCUUUGCCACCAUGAUCUACUAUGCCGAGAGGAUAGGGGCGCAGCCCAACGACCCCAGCGCCAGUGAGCACACGCACUUUAAGAACAUCCCCAUCGGCUUCUGGUGGGCAGUGGUCACCAUGACGACGCUGGGCUACGGAGACAUGUACCCGCAGACGUGGUCGGGCAUGCUGGUAGGAGCACUGUGUGCGCUGGCGGGCGUGCUGACCAUCGCCAUGCCCGUGCCCGUCAUCGUGAACAAUUUCGGGAUGUACUACUCCUUAGCUAUGGCUAAGCAGAAACUACCAAAGAAAAAAAAGAAGCAUAUUCCACGGCCACCGCAGCUGGGAUCUCCCAACUAUUGUAAAUCUGUCGUAAACUCUCCACACCACAGUACUCAGAGUGACACAUGUCCGCUGGCCCAGGAAGAAAUUUUAGAAAUUAACAGAGCAGAUUCCAAACUGAAUGGGGAGGUGGCGAAGGCCGCGCUGGCGAACGAAGACUGCCCCCACAUAGACCAGGCCCUCACUCCCGAUGAGGGCCUGCCCUUUACGCGCUCGGGCACCCGCGAGAGAUACGGACCCUGCUUCCUUUUAUCAACUGGGGAGUACGCGUGCCCACCUGGUGGAGGAAUGAGAAAGGAUCUUUGCAAAGAAAGCCCUGUCAUUGCUAAGUAUAUGCCGACAGAGGCUGUGAGAGUGACUUGACCAGGCGGCUUGGCCGAGGACACUGGUGGCUAUUAAGCAUCUGGGUGGACCUGCAGCCCUCCUCACCCUCGGACAGAGUAAAUUCACGCCAUGCAGGUUUGCCGGACGAGUCCGAGUGGCCCAGGCAUUGUACUAGGACGGACGUAGCUUUUCCUACGGCCAAAUGGUAACUGACCGUAGAGGAUUUCUUUUCCUUCUUUUCAUUUUUUUUAAAGUUCUCUUUUAUUUGGGGAGGGGGUGGAGGGACCCCUUAGCAUGACUUGCAUGAAGUUAAACAGAAACCCAGCAAAACCAAACCCACAAAUCCCUUGCAACUGUAUGAUUACCCCAAACACCACCAAUAAUGGAAAGAAAAGGCAAAAGUCCUCUAUUUUCUUUCAGAGCAUUUACUUUUCUACGCAAUGUCAGAGCCAAACUGUAAUGGCGUUCGGUAGAAGUCUGUACAUUCCUGAGAGGGGGCGGCGGGGAGGAAGGCUGGGGCCAGGGAACGCAUUGCUUCCCUUUUGUACACACGAUCCAGAGUAAAGGUUUCAAAAAGGGCAGCUGGUCGGUCACUCAUCGGUCAUAUUGACCUCACCUUCAUAGUUCAUCUCUCACGCGGAAACCGAGAACUUUCUCCAAACAGGACUGCGGAAACUUGCACUGCCGCCCCCUGUCUCGGCUUGGCAUGCUUGUGACCCAGCGGACGUCUCCCCAAGAUCCCCAUCUCCCCACAGCGGCUAGUUUAGGUUGACUCUCUCGUCUUAUGGGUGUGUAGACCCAGUGUGACUAGCUUUCAUAACAAAUUGUUCAUAGUAACCAAGCAGCACCGAAUGGAUUUUCCAAGUGUCAUUUCAAACCAGGAUGUAGAACCACAGAAGUUCAGGACCACUGGAGGGGCAUCCCCCUCCACCUUUAUUAAGGCACAACCUGGCAUUGUAUGCAAUUUAGUACUUCAGAGUAAAACAAAAACUCCUGCAUGCCCAAUGUUAUGCAAAGAGAUUCGAGCAUGAAAUAAAUUUUGUAUCAUGAUUUUGUCUAGUCUAAAGCAGAUUUGUUUUCCUGAAGCCAUUGGAGGUUUGCAGAGACGCGCUUCUGCAUCCCGAAUAAAUAUAGUAUUUUCCCAACAGAAACAGAGGACAGUAGCUUGGCUUUGGUCUGAUUCUAAAAUUAGUGUGUGUGGGGGGAAGGAUGGUAUUUUUGAAAAAACACAUGCUUGCGUUGAAAAAAAAUUGCAACAUCUCAAGCCUUCACUGCAACGUUUCCUGGAAAGAGAGCAACGAUGCUUUAUAGCUCACCAGCCUCCCCUCCCUGGGCCCUGGCCCUGGAAAUAAAAAGCUGACUUUGGAGAUGAA
Molecule: messenger RNA, 3092 nt
Organism: Jaculus jaculus (lesser Egyptian jerboa)
Lineage: Eukaryota; Metazoa; Chordata; Mammalia; Rodentia; Dipodidae
Gene: Kcnc1
Product: potassium voltage-gated channel subfamily C member 1
Exons: 4
Coding region: 1-1758 (585 amino acids)
Biological process (GO): protein homooligomerization; potassium ion transmembrane transport
Cellular component (GO): dendrite membrane; axon; voltage-gated potassium channel complex
Molecular function (GO): protein binding; delayed rectifier potassium channel activity
Source: RefSeq, a predicted model, not a curated record